AUGACUGAGAAUUACGUGUUUAUUAGAAAUUUAUCUCCUCUAGCAAAUAAGGAAUCGGUACUUAAUAUAUUUAGCGAACUUGAGGAUGAAAUCGUCGAAAUUAGUUUUCAUAAUUACCCGGAAAGUGACCAAAGGUUUUGUCAGAUCUCAUUUAAAUCUUCAAAUGGAGUUACAAAAAGUAUAGGAUUCAAUGGAUCUACUUUGCUUGGUGUUCCUAUGUCAAUUACGGUACUACCUCCAAUACAAAUUCAGAAAUCUGAACAAAAGAUCAUUGUCUCAAAUAGGGAAAUCUCUGUAAAAAAUUUACCAAGUUCCUUAUCAGACUCUAAAAUUACAUCAAUUUUCCAGAAAUAUGGACAAAUUGUGAGUAUUAAAAGACAAGAUCUAAACAGUAACUCUAAUUCCAUUAUUAUAGAAUUUCAGAAUGAAACCUCUGCUGCAGAUCUCAUAGAAAAACGGUAUAUAACUUUAGAAAACGGAGACACAAUAGAGAUUUCUUCUGAUUUUGAAAUCCAGAAAUGUAUUUCAAAUCAAGAAAUUAAUUCAAAUAAUCACGAUAUUAACGAUACCCUUUUAAAUCUUGAAAGUAUUCCAGUUCCUCUUGCUUACCAACAGAUCAAAAAACUUGAAUGGGACAGUAAGAUCUCCAAGAUUUACUCAAUUAAAAAGAAAAUUGAGGAAAGACUUUUAAACACUUUAAAUGACGACCUGAAACUUCGUUCAAGUUCUAAUCAAAGCUCCUUUCAUCCUAAAUCUCCCUCAAAUCCUCCUGCUCCUACUGAUAGGCAAUCCCCAAAUAGAACCACUAUGCGCAGAACUACCACGGGUAGGGUAAGAUCUCUUUCUAGAUCUGUCUCGCCACCGCAUCAAAACGACUAA
This is a messenger RNA of Cryptosporidium ubiquitum, 879 nucleotides long. RefSeq names its product RRM domain-containing protein. Gene Ontology annotation, molecular function: RNA binding. Bases 1 to 879 code for a protein of 292 amino acids. The record is from RefSeq and is a predicted model, not a curated record. NCBI's taxonomy places the organism in Eukaryota, Apicomplexa, Conoidasida, Eucoccidiorida, Cryptosporidiidae. The transcript has a single exon.